Molecule: messenger RNA, 3701 nt
Organism: Polyodon spathula (Mississippi paddlefish)
Lineage: Eukaryota; Metazoa; Chordata; Actinopteri; Acipenseriformes; Polyodontidae
Gene: smarcc2
Product: SWI/SNF related, matrix associated, actin dependent regulator of chromatin, subfamily c, member 2
Exons: 25
Biological process (GO): positive regulation of DNA-templated transcription
Cellular component (GO): SWI/SNF complex; npBAF complex; nBAF complex
Molecular function (GO): nucleosomal DNA binding; histone binding
Source: RefSeq, a predicted model, not a curated record
UUUGGGAAGCACGUCAGCAACGCGCCACUCACCAAACUACCGAUAAAGUGUUUCCUGGAUUUCAAGUCCGGUGGGUCGCUGUGUCACAUCCUGGCAGCAGCAUACAAGUUCAAGAGUGACCAGGGAUGGAGGAGGUUUGAUUUCCAGAACCCGUCUCGAAUGGACCGCAAUGUGGAGAUGUUCAUGACUAUCGAGAAGUCACUGGUGCAGAACAACUGCCUGGCUCGGCCCAAUAUCUACCUGAGCCCAGACAUCGAGCCCAAACUGCUGAGCAAGAUGAAGGACAUUAUCAAGAGACAUCAGGGCUCAGUGACAGACGACAAGAAUAACAGCACCCACACUGUGGUGCCUAUGCCAGGGAGUCUGGAGGAAGAGGAAUGGGUUCGUCCAGUCAUGAGCAGAGACAAGCAGGUCCUGCUGCACUGGGGAUACUACCCUGACAGUUACGACACGUGGAUCCCUGCCAGCGAGGUGGAGGCUGUUGUAGAGGAACCGCCCAGCGUGGAGAAACCCAGGAAGGUGCACACCAAGUGGAUCCUGGAUCUCGACAUCUUCAACGAGUGGAUGACGGAGGAGGAUUACGAGGUGAGCGAGGCCCCCCGACGCAAGCACCUCUCCGCCAAGACCCUGAUGGACGAGGUGAGCACCCCCGACCUGGAGCGCCGGGACAAGAGGCCCCCCGGAAACUCCAAGAAGAGGAAGCGCUCGCCCUCUCCCACCCCCGCCCCCGCCCCCGAGAGCAAGAAGAAGAACACCAAGAAAGGUCCCUCCACUCCCUACACCAAGUCGAAGCGCGGACACCGCGAGGAGGAGCAGGAGGACCUGACCAAGGACAUGGACGAGCCCUCGCCAGUGCCCAACGUGGAGGAGGUGACCCUGCCCAAGACAGUGAACACGAAAAAGGAUUCAGAGUCGGCUCCAGUGAAGGGAGGCACCAUGACAGACCUGGACGAGCAAGAGGAUGACGCGACGGAGACUGCAGGCAAGGAUGAGGAGGAGAGCUCUGCAGGUAAUAAAGGGGAGCAGACCAAGAACCCCGACCUGCACGAAGACAACGUGACGGAGCAGACCCACCACAUCAUCAUCCCCAGCUACGCAGCCUGGUUCGAUUAUAACAGUGUCCACGCCAUCGAGCGCAGAGCCUUGCCAGAGUUCUUCAAUGGCAAGAACAAGUCCAAGACUCCUGAGAUUUACCUGGCCUAUCGAAACUUCAUGAUCGACACGUACCGCCUCAACCCCCAGGAGUACCUCACCUCCACUGCCUGCCGACGCAACCUGGCUGGGGACGUGUGUGCCAUCAUGAGGGUGCAUGCGUUUCUGGAGCAGUGGGGUUUGAUCAACUAUCAGGUGGAUGCUGAGAGCCGCCCCACCCCCAUGGGCCCUCCCCCCACCUCACACUUCCACGUGCUGGCAGACACCCCCUCCGGCCUGGUGCCCCUGCAGCCCAAAACACCACAGGCCACUGCCUCCCAGCAGGUGCUCAGCUUCCCUGACAAGGCCAAGGAGAAGCCAGUGGAGCUGCAGAACUUCGGCCUGCGCACCGACAUGUACGCCAAGAAGAGCGUGCCCUCCAAGAGUAAAAGUGCGGCCAGCGCAACCCGGGAGUGGACAGAGCAGGAAACUCUACUGCUGCUGGAGGCUCUGGAGAUGUACAAGGACGACUGGAACAAGGUGUCGGAGCACGUGGGCAGCCGCACACAGGACGAGUGCAUCCUCAACUUCCUGCGGCUGCCCAUCGAGGACCCCUACCUGGAGGACUCGGACGCCUCGCUGGGGCCCCUGGCCUUCCAGCCCGUCCCGUUCAGCCAGUCUGGGAACCCCGUCAUGAGCACCGUGGCCUUCCUUGCCUCCGUCGUGGACCCCAGAGUGGCCUCCGCCGCGGCCAAGUCCGCCCUGGAGGAGUUCUCGAGGAUGAAGGAGGAGGUCCCGGCCGCGCUGGUCGAGGCUCAUGUGAAGAAAGUGGAGGACGCGGCGCGUGUCACCGGGAAACAAAACCCCCUGUUCGGACUGGAGAGCAGCGGCAUCGCGGGGACCAGCCUGGAUGAGCCCGAGAGGAUGGACGAGACAACCGAGGAGGCUAAGAGUGACAGCCAGCCAUCAGAGGAAAAGAGGGAGCCCAAGGAAAGUCGAGAGGGUGUGUCAGAUGAAGAAGGGAAAGAGAAGCCGGUGGAGGGCGAUAAGAAGGAUGAGGAGAGAGGGAAGGAGGGAGAGACAGAGGAGGGAGAGCAAGCAGACUCGGAGAUGGGUGAUGGAGAGAAGGAGAAGGAGCAGAAGGAGGGAGCGGAGGAGGGGAUGAGAGAGGGGGAGAGUGAGGGAGAGAAGACCAACAAGAUGGAGCGAGAUGUGGGGGAGGGGAACCUCGCCACGGCUGCAGCCUCGGCACUGGCUUCUGCUGCAGUGAAGGCCAAGCACCUGGCUGCAGUGGAGGAGAGGAAGAUCAAGUCCCUGGUAGCUCUGCUGGUUGAGACUCAGAUGAAGAAGCUGGAGAUCAAGCUGAGGCACUUCGAGGAGCUGGAGACCAUCAUGGACCGCGAGCGCGAGGCGCUCGAGUACCAGCGGCAGCAGCUGCUAGCUGACCGGCAGGCUUUCCACAUGGAGCAGCUGAAGUACGCAGAGAUGAGAGCCCGACAGCAGCACUUCCAACAGAUUCAGCACCAGCAGCAGAGCCAGCCUCCGAGCCAGCCCCCUCCCGCUAGCCAGCCUGCCCCCCAGCCAGGGCCCCCGGCCCCCGGAGCACAGGGCCCCAGUGCACCCCCGCCCGGCCCCCAGCCAGCCGAGCAGCAACCCACCACCCCUCCCCGGCGCACGCCCCCCCUGCCUCUCACCCCUGCAGGGGCACAGCUUUCCACGCCCACCAGCCUGCCACACGAGCCCAGUGUCACCAUGCCUCCAGACUCGCUGCCUCCAGCCCCAGCCUCGGCCACGCCUGUGCCUCCCCAAUGAGGCAGAGAGCGAGGAGAGACUGAACCCCCUCUCCACUCCACACAGUGCGAUCACAGCUCCCACGAAAACCAAAUCCACCCCAGUCCUCGCUGACUUCAGAGUCACUGAACCACACAGGAUAUACAGAACAAAAGUACGCGGCUUGGAGCAAUGAGACGUGACAGGCAGCACCAGCAGGGGGCGAUGUCGCUCGAACACAAAGCGACUGCAUUCAUCACGAAGUGCUUGCAGUGUCUGCGUUACAGAUCCCUGGCUGGAAAAGCCUGCCUUUCUUUUUAAAAGAAAGAAAAAAAAAAACAUUAGCAGUGUUACAAAACAAUCAGGAUCCACUGCUUUUUAAAUAUGCAUGUGUAGUUUUUUGUUUUAAGCACUUGCUUUAGUCGUUGAGCCCCUGUGGACAUGCAAGCCAGCUAAUGUCUAUUGAACGCUUUCCUUUCAGAAACUAGGGGUAGCUUAGACUGAAAUUUCACAAGGUGAAGUGCGAAGUGUCAUUGCUUUACAGCAUAUACCUUUACCCUGUAUAUCUGAGAAGUGAGUGAGUGAAGGAGAAGGAAAGAGAGAAAGCAAGGUACAUUCAUCCAGCAGACAGACAGACAGACAGACAGACAGACAGACAGACAGACUCUCUCUGGGGUGGAUUUUGGCAAAUCUCCAGAAAUCAGCCAUAAGAUGGCAGGAUUGGGAAUGUAGAAGAAAUUGACAAAGAAAACCCUUUUUUAUUUGGUAUUAUUAUUAUUAUUAUUAUUAUUAUUAUUAUU